This is a messenger RNA of Acipenser ruthenus (sterlet), 1293 nucleotides long. RefSeq lists its product as uncharacterized. NCBI's taxonomy places the organism in Eukaryota, Metazoa, Chordata, Actinopteri, Acipenseriformes, Acipenseridae. Bases 256 to 1083 code for a protein of 275 amino acids. The record is from RefSeq and is a predicted model, not a curated record. The transcript is spliced from 3 exons.
UCAUUUCUACCCCUCUCAGAGUUUGUUUACAAAAGCAGACGGUCUCUCUUUUGCUAAUUCUGCCCUGGAUCUGCUGUUUUUACCCUGUUUGUUUGUUUUUUUAACAAGGAGUGGUCUAACCGCAGCCGGACAGUUUAACAAGCACACACACACAAACACUAGAAAUAAAUAAAUACAGAAAUAUACAAACCACGACUGUGUCAACGUGCCCCCUAUAUUUAGAAAACGAAACCGAUCCUUAAAAACCCCAGCACGAUGGCGUUUCAAAUGUCCGGCGUGCUUUCUCGCAGCUAUGCCUGCGGUCUGCGCCUCAGCCUGUCGCUCCAGGACGGAACCAGAGCUGCAACCGGUCCCAGAAACGGGUUCCGGUUCGGUUCGGGUACUGGGUUACCCCAGAUCCGCAAAGCUGUCCGCUUCAGGGAGCGAGCUACGCCGUUGACACCCGCAUCUGGAGUCGGGGCGAGGAUUAUUAACCAACCGCCUUUUUCUUGCAAAACUGUUUAUAACAAUCAUCACAGGUCGACUGCACGGGUUUUUAAUUCUCCAUUCGCUGUGUUUAAUAACGCGGUCCGAGUUCCCGCUCCGUUGAUUUUUGGUAGUUCCAGUGCGCGUCGUGUCGUGUUCUGGGCAGGGGUUUUGGGUCUGACCGUGCUGGGCGGUACCGCCGCAUCCCUUCACAGGUCCGCGGUUGUGGCAAUGGCCCCGAAGCUAACCCCCGUCGACUUGGAUUCGCCAGCUUCAGACUGGAAGGAGGCGAAACGAUUCCUGGAGUCUCUCUCUCCUGCGGAGCGGCGCCGGUUCUAUCGGAGUUCGGACUUCAUCCCUCUGGAAUCUAUCCUGCCAUGGACGAGCCAAUCAGCAGAUCUCGCGGGGUCCCGCGGCGAGUUCAGGGGAGACCCCGCCCUCGACGGCAAGAUCUCGCUGUUCCGCGGUGACAUCACCAGACUGGAGGUGCACGCUGUCGUCAACGCAGGUGGGGUAGGCAACACGCAACACGCAACACGCAGCACGCAACGCGCUACACGCAACGCGCAACACAGAGCUGGGGUCGAGUCCUAUUGUAACUGUCCGACUCGGAGCUAACUGCAGUUGCAAAGUCACAGGAGUUGAAGUUCAAUCUUCACACUCACCUGUAUUGGUUAAACUGCGUUGCCAUCCCUCUGUGACACGCCAGGGGGCAGCAGAGUCCACAAAGUGACAGUGAGGGAGACAGCCCUGUGAGGCUACUGGUGGAGAGAGAGGGAUGGAGGGAGGGAGGAGAAGAAGACAAGAGAGAGGAGAGAGAGAGAGAGA